AUGUUUUCCUCUGCGCUCAAGUCCUUCUCCAGCACCAACAUCUCCUCCAACUAUACGAUAUCCCCGAAUCCAACCUCAACGGCCGGGCCAUGGAAGAUUUACGAUGCGAAAAAGAAAUCCACCGGCAAGACGUACAGCGUCUUCGUCUUUGACAAAAAGUCUCUAGAUGCUCACGGCAGUUCGGUGGGCAAGAGCAAUGCCGCUUCCUAUAAGCGCAGCGUUGAGGAGGUGGUUGAACGCCUGAAAAAAGAAGCGUCCAGUUUGGCCAAACUGCGUCACCCCAGCGUCCUCGAACUUGUCGAGCCAGUGGAAGAAACAAGAGGCGGUGGCCUACAAUUCGUUACGGAGGCUGUGACUGCGUCACUUUCGAGUUUGCUGCAAGAAAAGGAUGAGCAAGAACGGUCUGGUCCCGGCGGACGAUCUAGCCGAUACGUUACGGAGGAUGCCGACGGCGUACGCAGGAGAAGAGAGAUUGAAAUUGACGAGCUGGAAAUCCAAAAGGGCUUAUUACAAAUCAGCAAAGCAUUGGAGUUUCUACAUGACAACGCAGGCCUUUCUGAUUGGAAAAUUAGCGGGCUGUCUUUCUGUAGUCCCGCAGACAACUCGACCAAGCCUACCUCGAUCCAUGGCAUUAGCCUGCAUGAAGUCCUCAACUUGGACCCCAGGUUACCCAAGUUUGUUCAGCUAAAUCUGGACUACACCUCUCCGGAUUUCGUCAUGGAUAACAACCUGACCCCUUCUGCCGACAUGUUCUCUCUUGGACUACUGUGUGUUGCUCUAUACAAUUCACCCCACCAGUCACCAAUAGAGUGCCAUGGAAGUUUGUCUUCGUAUAAAAGGACCUUUUCCUCGUCUUCCACCGUCCCCACGACUACCAAUAACUACCUCUCGUCUAGACCACUACCCAGGGACUUAUCCAAUCAUGUGCUUCCCAAGCUCAUCACUAGGAGACCUGCGCAGAGAAUGACGGCCAGAGAGUUUCAGCAGAGUGAGUAUUUCGACAAUGUCCUUGUCUCUACCAUUCGGUUUCUCGACACUUUCCCGGCAAAAACUCCUAAUGAAAAGUCUCAAUUCUUGCGAGGUCUCAACAAAGUUCUGCCGUCUUUCCCCAAAUCAGUCUUGGAAAAGAAGCUUUUGCCGGCGCUGUUAGAUGAGAUGAAGGAUAAGGAUCUUCUGUCUCUGAUCCUGCAGAAUGUCUUCAAGAUACUCACCUUGCUACCGGCGGCGCGGAGAGCGUUCAGUGAAAGAGUACGGCCCGCCUUGAAGGCUGUGUUUGUAGAAAACGCAAAGCAGAGCCAGGAGAAAGAUCCUGCCCGGGACGCUGGUUUGAUGGUCUUCUUGGAGAACAUCUCGGUAAUAGCAGACAACAGCAAUGGCGGAGAGUUUAAAGAUGACGUACUGCCCGUUAUUAUAGCAGCCAUCGAGUGUCCCACCCCUGCAAUCGUCGACGCAGCUCUGAGAAGCUUUUCCGUUGUGCUGCCUGUGCUAGACUUUAGCACAAUCAAGAACGAGCUGUUCCCCGUUGUUGCUGCGGUGUUUAGUAGAACAAACAGUCUCGCCAUCAAGGUCCGCGGCCUUCAGGCUUUCGUCGUCCUCUGCGGUGGCUCCAACGAAUCUAGCGCCGACGAUGGAGGCCUCAGUGGCCUAGAAGGAACCAAGAAAACUGCUUCAUCCAGUGCUCUGGAUAAAUAUACCAUGCAGGAAAAGAUUGUGCCUCUGGUCAAGGGUAUCAAAACAAAGGAGCCCGCUGUCAUGAUGGCCGCACGAGACUUGAUGUACGUGGUUGGGCAGACAGCCGACGCCGAUUUCGUGGCCAUGGAUAUCCUGCCAAUUCUGUGGAGUAUGAGCUUAGGUCCGCUUCUCAACCUCAAGCAAUUCCAGUCGUUUAUGGACCUCAUCAAGACCCUGUCUCGCAAAGUCGAAGACGAACAGACGAGGAAAUUACAGGAACUCUCUGGCUCCAACGGAUCGACGGCCGCUGUCAACGAAGACUUCAUGGCAUUCGGUGGAGUGACUGGAACCGCGUUCGACGCUACGAACGGCAACGAGGACGACUUUGAAGCGCUGGUCAAGGGAAGAACUGGAGGCGGCUCGUCCAGUGCCGCAAGGACCCCCAGCUGGGAAGAUUCACCGCAUGUCGCAGUCGCCAGUGUCAGCCGAUCAUCAACAGCAACUCCCCAGACGCCGUCCUUUUCCUGGUCAACUCAACCUCCCAUGAGUCCUCCCGUAAAGCAACCAAGCACGCUCCAAAGCCAGCAGCCUUCUUUCCGCACAGUCACCCCUGACCUUAACCGCUUCGAGGUCAUGACGCCCAGCUCGACGCAGUUCAGCCAGCCCCUGCAACCGACGCAGUCAGGCUUCCAGCAAACGCCAGCACAACAACCUGCAGCAGCUGCACCAAGCUUCGGCUGGUCGUCUACCGCUGCAACCACAACCAAGAGCUUCACACCACCGCCGUUGUCAUCAAACUAUUCGUCCACAAUGUCUAACACGAGCUCCGGCUCUGCGUUCGGCCAAGGCAUGGCGAAUUCCAUGUCGAACCUAUCCCUCAACUCGCUCAACGCCCAAAGGCCCACGCUGGGCGACUCCCGCGGCUCAUCGUUUUCUCUCGCUCCACCACCAGGCGCCAACACCAUGACGACUCCCUCUUCCUCAGGGCUAUCGGGAUUCAGCCUCGCACCUCCGCCGACAGGAUCGCAAAAUCAACAGCAGCAAAAGUCCGGUCUAGAUAAGUACGAAAGUCUGAUUUAG
This is a messenger RNA of Trichoderma virens Gv29-8, 2751 nucleotides long. RefSeq lists its product as uncharacterized. The record is from RefSeq and is a predicted model, not a curated record. Gene Ontology annotation, biological process: protein phosphorylation. Lineage: Eukaryota; Fungi; Ascomycota; Sordariomycetes; Hypocreales; Hypocreaceae. Gene Ontology annotation, molecular function: ATP binding; protein kinase activity. The transcript is spliced from 4 exons. Bases 1 to 2751 code for a protein of 916 amino acids.